Molecule: messenger RNA, 3455 nt
Organism: Caenorhabditis auriculariae
Lineage: Eukaryota; Metazoa; Nematoda; Chromadorea; Rhabditida; Rhabditidae
Source: the annotation of a GenBank genome assembly
AUGUCGGUAAUGAAAUGCCGGUAUUAUGAAAAUUUGUUCCCGGACGUUGGUGAAACAGUUGUGGCAAAUGUUAAAUCAAUCGCCGACAUGGGAGCUUAUGUUCGGCUCUCUGAGUACAAUGAGAAAGGUAUUUUAAUCAUAUUUUGAGAUAAAGUCGAUUUGCAGAGGGAAUGAUCCUUCUUUCCGAGUUAUCUCGCCGACGUAUUCGAUCGGUGAACAAACUUAUUCGCGUUGGUCGAAGUGAAUGCGUUGUUGUCAUCCGCGUUGACAAGGAAAAGGGUAUUAAGAUUUUUCGUUAUUUUUUAUGGCGUGUUCAUCUGAAAAAAAAAUUUGUUCCGAAACGCAGAAAAUUACUCCAAAACAGAAAUCUGUAGUUUGGGAGCAACUUUAGUGCCGAUGAACACGCCAUGACACGUUUUCUUAUGAAGGGUACAUUGAUUUGUCCAAACGGCGUGUAUACCUGAAAGACUUGAAGCAGUGCGAAGAAAGAUUCGCCAAUGCGAAAACUGUGAACAGGUUUUUCAUUUGUUUGUUCAAUGAUUAUUAAUUUUCAAUUUUCAGUAUACUACGUCACGUUGCCGAACAACUUGGCUAUACGAGCGAUGAACAGCUUGAAGUUUGUUACUUUUCCAAAUAUAAAUUCAUCACUUUGGAUUCGUUUUGCGAGAAACCUAAAAUAUGAAAUUUUAAGGCUGAUAAAUUUUUUUUCUAAAUAAGAGAAAUCCUAAUUGAAUGAAAGAUCGACUUUUACAAGUGCUAUUAACAGGAUCUGUAUUCGAAGACUGCUUGGCACUUUGAUAGAAGAGAGAAGAAGAAAGCAGCGGCUUAUGAAAUUUUCAAACAAGCUAUCGCGUGAGUUAUUUAUUACAAUUGAACGCUUUUCAAUUAUCGAAUAGAGAUAUAGUUUGAGUUUUUUGAAACUAUCUACUUUAGAGUUUUUACACUUGAGGGAAUUCGAAUUGACCUCAAAAAAAUUAAUUUCACUGAUUAAUUAGUCGAUUUCUUUUGUUGAAAAAAAGAGUCGUCUAUUUAUAAAAAAAGCUGCCGGAAUUUUUUUCAAAGCCAGUUGCCGGAUAUCUAUUUUUUUUAAUAUAUAUUUUUAUUUUUUUAUUUUUUUCAGAAAUCCAUCAGUUCUGGAUGAAUGCGAAAUCUCAGCAGAUGUCAAAGAGAAGCUUUUAGAAGACAUCAGAAAGAAACUGACACCUCAAGCAGUCAAAGUAUUUUCUAAACUAAAAUUCUUCUAAAUCGUAAGCCCAGAUUCGCGCCGACAUAGACGUUUCUUGUUUCACCGGCGAUGGAAUUGAUGCUGUCAAAAGUUCACUUAUCAAAGGGAAAGAAUGUUCGACUCCAGAAAUGCCUAUAAAAGUAAGUUGAAUAGGAUCCUAGGAGAUUAAUGAAAGAGUAAAGUUGAAAGAAAAUACGCAAGCAAAACCUUGUUUUUUGAUUACGCUUUGGCUUUUUACCUGAUUUCCCAGUAGCUGCGCAUUAAAGGUUCAUUUGGAAUAAUUCGACGUUACCAACAUGUUUGAUUUUCAGCAUGAAGGUAUAACCAUUCGAUCCGUCUCGUCGAGAUACGUACGAAUAUCAUAAAAUUAUUUGGCGCUAGUAAGAAGAAAUAACUUUAUGGUGUGCAAAAGCCAGAAAAAAAUUUCAAAAAAUUCAAAAAUUUCGCUGCAUUUUUCGACGCUGAUUCAAUUCAACUAUCGCUACUACGCCAUGAGAAGAAAAAAUCUUUUAAAAUAGGAAAAAAUUUGAAAAUUAUUCGAAAAAAACAAUGCAAAAAAAGAAAGAAAAAAUGAGAAAUCACAGUAAAAAUAAGCGACCGCGUCGAAGCCCGCGCUUACGCACAGUAUGCUCCUUUAAUAUUUUUUCUUUCUUUUUUUUUUUUUCUUGGGAAAUACAUUUACAGAUUUUUUGCUACGCGUAUCAAGUUUGCAAAUCGUUUAGAGCUACCUAAUAGUGCUUUUGGUGUCCACGUUUUGAAACUACAUGCUUUUUAUGUCAGCUAUUUCAUUUAUUUGACGAAUUUUUCACUGUGGCUCAGUUUUUUCGAAGCGAGCCACAGUCGGCUUCGUGCUAUGCGCGCUCCGCCUCCGUGUGAAGCCUUAAAACUAAGCCUAUUUUCUUAAGUAAAUCAUUAACUUCUAUUCCUCAAAAUAAUUACUUGAUUGAAAACUAAUAAAGUUCAUCUUAAAAUUUUUCUUAGUGGUCAGCGCCAAAUAAUUUUAUGAUAUUCGUACGUAUCUCGACGAGACGGAUCGAAUGAUUAUACUUUUAUGCUGAAAAUCAAACAUGUUGGUAACGUCGGAUUAUACCGUUCAUUUUCUCAGUAUAGUUUAUUGCUUAUUUAGUUUGCGAAUUCCAAACGAUUUUGUUUUUUUGUUUUGUUUUUACGUAUUUUGAGCUGAAUUUUAUCCUUUUUUGAUUUGCUCUGUGAUUUCUUUUACGUUUUUCAACUAAAUACUUGUUAAUUUUUUUGAUAGUUCAAUAAUUAGAACAUUCUGGAAUGCAUGUUUGACUGAUUUGAAAAAAAAAAAACAAUUAAAAAAAGUAUGUUCAUGUUUUUUCAAAGUUGUAAAUAUUCAAUGGGCGAGGCGUAAAGUUGAGAAAGAAGGUCCACUCGUGUCCUGAAUUUUUGAACGUAAGAGUUGCUAUCUUGCCGCAGGACAGAAUUAGACGCAACCGCUCUCGAAUUGCUUUUUUUUUUGCGUAUUUUGUGUAACCCUUAAAAAUAAAAAUAAAAGAUACAUCAGUUUUUUUUUCUGUUCCACUCGGAAAAUUGAUGGGCAGAUGUUAGCUGCAUAAAAGCUUUUUCGAAACUUUUAUGUCUCCGUUUGAGAUAAACCUGAUCGCCGCUCCUCACUUUGUUGUGACGACACAAACGUUGGAUAGAGAAGAAGGUCUUCUGGCGGUCAACAACGCUCUCGAUACUAUUCGUCAAGCCAUUGAAAGUCAUAAAGGGAAAUUCGCAAUCAAAGAAGAGGUUUUUUAAAACCGUUUGUGAAAACUGAUUCCAUUUUUUAGGCUCGUGUCGUGACGGACAUUGAUGACGACAAGAAAAAAAUUGAGGAUGAAGAUGAAGAGGAAGAUGAAGACGAAGAAGAGGAUGAGGACGAGGAAGAAGAGGAAGAUGUCAGUUUAAUGAAGACACAUUUUUAUUACAAUUAUUCGAAGUCUGUCAAAAGUAGAAAAUCAUUUUGAUUGUCAUAAACAGAAUGAUCGAAAAAAAUUUCCUUAUUUUUUUAUCAUUGCUUUCGGGCAUUACUUUUUGAUCUUCGCGUGUGCAAAGUUAACAUGAUUUUGUUUUACAAUAGAGUUUUUUUAUUUAGGAAGGUCUCGUCGCUCCGAAAGGGUUGGACCAACAAUUGGACGCCGAAGAAGCCAGCAGAGACGCACGGAAAAAAAGACGGCAGCCGCAGAAGAAAGUGACGACGAUGAGUAAUUUAUUUUUUUAA